Odontomachus brunneus is the source of this 725-nucleotide messenger RNA. RefSeq lists its product as uncharacterized. NCBI's taxonomy places the organism in Eukaryota, Metazoa, Arthropoda, Insecta, Hymenoptera, Formicidae. The record is from RefSeq and is a predicted model, not a curated record. Bases 155 to 466 code for a protein of 103 amino acids. The transcript is spliced from 4 exons.
CUCGGCUUGUACAAACGGAAUAAAUGACUAAACACUUUUUCUGCAGUUGCAGUUUUGUACUCGAGGAUUGGUCCUGCCUUUAAAAGCGCGUUGAUGCUACUCUUACCAAAUUACGAAGCUAAUAACCUGAAUUUGUAACUGUUGAGAUGGAACAAUGGAGGGAAGAAAAAAUCAAUCGACCACGAAUGAUCCGAUUGCAGUUUUGUUGGCAACAUUGUUACUCCACGGCGAAAUGAUCAUGUCGACCGCGGAGCCAAUUUUCAGACUUGUACACGAUCUCAUUCAAUAUAAUAUCGCUGGCGCGCCCGUUACGCAUCAGAAAACAGAGUGGGAUUUCGACCCGGAAAUCGGUAAACAGAGGAGGGUCAGGUACCAGCAGGAAAACGGACGUUUCGGAGAGAUUGCGAUAGCAAAGAUCGGAAUGGGUAUCGGGUACAAAGGACCAUGGGGGAAACCCGUGGAUUGAAUUGAACAAUUUUGUUGGGAUGAAUUAAAUAUUUAUGGGAUGCUACCAUUGAUCAAAUGCGAUUUCUUAAAUGUGAAAAUCCAUUCUCGAUUGCCGCCGACACUCAAAUAUACCUCAAAGUAGAAUCAAUUUCGAGAUUAAUUGUUACGCCAAGUUCGCAAUUAAACCAACAAUCCAGCAAUCCUUUUCGAACCGAAUGUAAAUAUAAAAUAUUUGUAAUAAAAGAUAAAAAAAUUAAAUAAAACGAAUUUCAAUGAUA